UUUCUCUACCUCUAGACAGAGGGUCAUAAAAACAGAUGUUCUUCUGAAUCACCUCAGAGAAGAUGCUUAAAUCACUGACAAUGAAAUUCAACAAGGUGAAUCCCAUAACAGGGAACAAUGAGAAUGAGGAAUGCACACAUCAAAGCAGUCAGCCUCAGCCCUUCACAAAACAGGGAGAAAACAAAAGGGAAGAGAGAUCUCUGGAAACCAGCAACAGUCAAGACAUGUUUGAAGAAUCACACACCAACAGGCAAGAUAAAAUCUCCAAGAAAGAUUCCUGUGAUUUGCCUGCAAAUUCUGACCCUCAGCAUCCAACAGAAUCAACCACAGCGAUGUCAGAGCAGAAAGAAAUGGGCAUCAGAAAAGAAAGUCCAAUCAGCCCACUUGGAGUCCCUGUUAUAAAUGAGAAUGCUGAUGCCACACUCCACAACAUUGUGACAAAAAUGCGUCAGAGAACAGCCCUCUACAAGGAAAAGCUGAAAGAGGGAGAAAUAUCCUCGCCGGAAGCCAGCCCACACGCCGCAAAGCCCACAACUGCACCAGCAACACAAGAAAGCAAUUCUAAUCUAAAAGCAGAGCACUACUAUGGCAUACUGUGUUGGCAGUUCCAGAAGAAGCCUCUGACAGAAUAUCUAAAGAGAAUGAGACUUCCAAGAAGCAUAGAUUCACACACAGAUCAGUUCUAUCUCCUGUGGCUCUUGCUCGUCACCAUUGCCUAUAACUGGAAUUGCUGGCUGAUACCACUGCGAGUGGUCUUUCCCUAUCAAACACCAGACAACACAUGCUACUGGCUUAUUAUAGACAUCGUGUGUGAUAUCAUCUACCUUUGUGAUAUGCUAUUAAUCCAGCCCAGACUCAAGUUCAUAAGAGGAGGACAAAUCAUAGAGGAUUCAAAUGAACUAAAGAGACAUUAUAGGAGUUCUACAAAAUUUCAGUUGGAUGUGGCAUCAAUAAUACCGUUUGAAGUUUUCUAUCUCUUCUUUGGGUAUAAUACGAUGUUUAGAACAAAUAGGAUGUUGAAGUACACUUCAUUUUUUGAGUUCAAUCAUCAUCUAGAGUCUAUAAUGAACAAAGCAUAUAUCUACAGAGUCAUUCGAACAACUGGCUACUUGCUAUUUAUUCUGCACGUUAAUGCCUGUGUUUAUUACUGGGCUUCAAACUAUGAAGGAAUUGGCACAACAAAAUGGGUGUAUAAUGGUGAAGGAAACAAAUAUCUGAGGUGUUAUUAUUGGGCAGUUCGAAGUUUAAUUACCAUUGGAGGGCUUCCUGAGCCACAAACUUUAUUUGAAAUUGUUUUUCAACUGUUGAAUUUCUUCUCUGGAGUGUUUGUAUUCUCCAGCCUAAUCGGUCAGAUGCGAGAUGUAAUUGGGGCAGCUACAGCCAAUCAGAACAACUUCCGUGUCUGUAUGGAUCACACCAUAGCUUACAUGAACACUUAUUCCAUCCCUCAAAGUGUGCAGAGUCGUGUUCGGACUUGGUUUGAAUAUACAUGGUACUCUCAAAGAAUGCUCGAUGAGUCUGAUUUGCUUGAAAAUCUGCCAACUACAAUGCGGCUAGCCCUUGCCAUUGAUAUGAACUUCAGCAUCAUCAGCAAAGUCGAUUUGUUCAAGGGUUGUGAUACCCAGAUGAUCUAUGACAUGUUGCUAACAUUGAAAUCUGCUAUCUAUUUACCUGGUGACUUUGUCUGCAAAAAGGGAGAAAUUGGUAAAGAAAUGUAUAUCAUCAAACAAGGAGAAGUCCAAGUUCUUGGAGGUCCUGAUGGUGCCCAAGUCCUAGUUACUCUGAAAGCUGGGGCAGUGUUUGGAGAAAUCAGCCUUCUGGCAACAAGAGGAGGAAAUCGCCGAACUGCCAAUGUGGUAGCCCAUGGGUUUGCCAAUCUUUUAACUCUGAACAAAAAGACCUUUCAUGAAAUUCUGGUGAAUUAUCCAGAUUCUGAAAAGCUCCUCAUGAAGAAAGCCAGAGUACUUUUAAAACAGAAGGAUCAGCACAAAGAAGCGACACCACCAAGAAAAGGAUUUGCGUUCCUCGUCUCAUCAAAACAAGAGAUGCCUAAAAUGUUUAAAGCUCUUCUGGGAGGCAGAGGAAAAGCAGAUCUUGCAAGACUGCUCAGAUUGAAGAGAGAACAGACAGUGCAGGAAAUAAAUGGAAAUUCCAAAGGAGAAGGUAAAACAAAAGAAGAUGAAGAUAAAGGAAAAGAGCCAGCAGAGAAAACAUUGGACAAGUCCAAAGAUGAAGCAAGUCCUGUAAUGGCAGAGGAAAUGCCCCAGAUGACUAGAAAGGCAGUUUUACUGCGAGAAACUACCCAUCAGUCACUCAUCAUCAGCAUGGCUCCUUCUGCUGAGACCAACGAGGAGGUGCUGACUGUAGAAGUCAAAGAAAAGUCUAAGCAAUAAAUGUUUGAUUAUCUCUAGAUAUAACCUAGCUAGUUCCUUAAGAGAUUGUACCUAGGACUGUAGCGUAGCUUAAUCAGGGAAAGAAAACAUCCUUGCUGGGACCAUUGAGAAACCAUAGGCAAAUCCCUAGCUUGGUUUCUAAGACUUAUCUGACAGUGUAAUUUUAUGUACUUUUAAUAAAUAGAUUAUUAAAAACUA
Molecule: messenger RNA, 2591 nt
Organism: Cavia porcellus (domestic guinea pig)
Lineage: Eukaryota; Metazoa; Chordata; Mammalia; Rodentia; Caviidae
Gene: Cngb3
Product: cyclic nucleotide gated channel subunit beta 3
Exons: 18
Coding region: 63-2393 (776 amino acids)
Biological process (GO): monoatomic cation transmembrane transport
Cellular component (GO): photoreceptor outer segment; plasma membrane; intracellular cyclic nucleotide activated cation channel complex
Molecular function (GO): intracellularly cAMP-activated cation channel activity; protein-containing complex binding; intracellularly cGMP-activated cation channel activity
Source: RefSeq, a predicted model, not a curated record